GCGACCUGACUGUGUUGCGGAAGCAGGUACCGAAAGCUUUUUGCGGCAUGGUGGACGCUUUCUGGCCUCGGCUGACUACAGGUGCGAGGACUCCGCGAGACCGCUACCCGCGUGGGCGAGGGGAAGCUACUGGGGCGCCGUGCCCGUAAUGAGCGGCCCGUUCGCAUUUGGAGCGAUCCAGCCUUCGCGUUUCCCGCAACUUUUCGAACGCUGCUGUGCCCAGAGUUCCAGAACCCACGGCUUUCAUGCGUGGGAGUUCGAGAACUCCGGCCCCGGGCCGUUCGGAGAUGCCCGUAAGGCGAGCGGUCUUGUUGCCGCUGCUCGUGACCGGGGCCCUACUCGCCGUGCUGCUAGAGCCGACCCGGUGCCAGGAGCCUGAAACUCCGGAUUGGAGGAUGACAUUGAAGACGAUCAGAAACGGCGUUCAUAAGAUCGAUACUUACAUAAACGCCGCUCUGGAUCUCCUGGGAGGAGAAGACGGACUCUGUCACUAUAAAUGCAGUGAUGGAUACAAACCUUUACCUCGCUACAACUAUAAGCCUGUACCACCCAACGGAUGUGGUUCUCCACUCUUUGGAGUUCAUUUUGACAUUGGCAUUCCUUCAAUGACAAAAUGCUGCAAUCGGCAUGACAGAUGUUAUGACACCUGUGGUAGCAAAAAACAUGAUUGUGACGAGCAGUUUCAAUAUUGCCUUUCAAAGAUCUGCAGAGACGUGCAGAAGACAUUAGGAAUACCUGAGUCUGUGCAAGCCUGUGAAUCUACCGUACAACUAGUGUUCGAUGCAGUCAUACAUCUUGGGUGCAAGCCAUAUCUUGACAGUCAAAGAGCUGCAUGUGUAUGCCAGUAUGAAGUCAACAGAGACCUGUAACAUGAUUUUUCUGAAGUGAUAGAGCCCUUUAUUGUUACAAAGCUGUCCUAAGGAUACAGUGAGCAUGCAAAUGGACUGUCUACUCACCGGAAGACAUUAAUGGGUAUAUUUUUAUGUAGCACUUCUUUCAUCAGUAUGCAUUCUUAAACUAUAAGGAUCUGGGGCACCUCUUUUAGAGAUGAAAAGGAUAUUUUGACAACUGCCUUAAGUAGAUAAGAUUGUCAAUGAAUGCUGCUCUAAACUGAAGGAAGUGAAUUCUGAAAUCCAUGGGAUAAAGUAAAGAAGAAAAAAAAAAGGUCAAUCCUUGGGGUCACAAUGAAUCAAUCUCUCUUUUGGUUGAUUUUUGUUUUAGAAGAAAAGUACCCAAAAAGGCAAAAACCAAAUAUUUGAAAGACUUUAAAAAAUAUGACUGACAACAUUCAGUUACUUGUAUACUGACAUUGUGUGGUCUAUGUAGUAUUUUUUCCUACAACAAAAUUGCUGUUUUCCACUUGUCCAAGGGUAUUGUAAUUCUGUGAAAACAAUAUAUAUUGUUAACUAUUUAAAAAAUGUCAAUUGAAGAGAAAUAUCCUAUCAUGAAUUGAAAAACCAGCAAAUGUUUGAUACAAAUAUAUUUGUCCUUUAGUCUGUAUAUGCUGUUUAAAUAUUACAUCCUUUUUAUCUUGGAAUAUCUCAAAAUUUAAUUUUAAAACUAAUUUAUCAUUCUUUCUUAUGGCUAUGAAUCACUUUAACUGUGCAAGAAUUCUUUCAUGGGUUUUCAUAAUUUCAUUUUUUUACAUCAAAGUUUUAUAUAGUUCUCAUUCCCGACGUUUCUAUAAAUAAUCUCUACUGAAGCAAAUUCUGCCUUAAGUAUAAAAAUUAUAAAAACUGCUGAAUUACUUGAUAUUACUUGAAUGGUCUUUGGUGCAAUUUCUUCUAGUGCCUUUAUUAAUGAAAUGGACAUUUUAAAAGUGAUUAGGUGUGAAAUAAAAUUACCUGUUUAGAAAGGGAAAAAAUUAAACAUGCUAAAUUGAA
Messenger RNA from Ahaetulla prasina, 1883 nucleotides. It is a transcript of the gene PLA2G12A, whose product is annotated as phospholipase A2 group XIIA. Lineage: Eukaryota; Metazoa; Chordata; Lepidosauria; Squamata; Colubridae. Gene Ontology annotation, biological process: arachidonate secretion; phospholipid metabolic process; lipid catabolic process. Gene Ontology annotation, cellular component: extracellular region. The coding region runs from base 246 to 869 and encodes 207 amino acids. Gene Ontology annotation, molecular function: calcium ion binding; A2-type glycerophospholipase activity. The transcript has 4 exons. The record is from RefSeq and is a predicted model, not a curated record.